Molecule: messenger RNA, 1182 nt
Organism: Didymosphaeria variabile
Lineage: Eukaryota; Fungi; Ascomycota; Dothideomycetes; Pleosporales; Didymosphaeriaceae
Exons: 1
Coding region: 1-1182 (393 amino acids)
Biological process (GO): carbohydrate metabolic process
Molecular function (GO): polygalacturonase activity
Source: RefSeq, a predicted model, not a curated record
AUGAUGUGGUCCUCUCUCAUCCACAGCACUCCACUCGCACUGCUCACCCUUUGCGUAGUCACUCAAUCACUUCCAUCCAAUACAUGCACGCCCCUCGCCAACGGCUACGAAGCCAUCGACGACUCCCCCGCCAUCAACGACGCCCUCAAACAAUGCGGCAACGGCGGCACCAUUGUCCUCCCAGCCAACCAAUCCUACAGCCUCUUCACCCCCCUCGACUUCUCCCCCUGCCGCAACUGCGACUUCCAAAUCGAAGGCACCCUCAUCCUCGCCGCCUCCCAACUCACAUACUACGCCAACAGGCAGCGCUCCGUCUUCACCAUCGCCAACGCGACCGGCGUGCGCAUCCGCAGCGUCACCGGCUCGGGCGUCGUCGACGGAAACGCGUACUGGUGGUAUCAGCGCACGAACUGGAGCCCGAAGCAGGGCGGAUAUCCCUUCGUGUGGAUUACGAAUUCCUCCUCUGACGUCUCCGUGUCGAACCUGCACUUCAAGAACAUACAGGACAGAGUGUUCCGCCUGCAGGGAAAUAGCUCGGAUCUGCACUUCGACAGGUUGAACAUCACGGCGGAGGGUAUCAAUGGGAUAUACGCUGGUUUCGACAAUUUCGCGUUUGAAAUGGGGAGCGUGAAGAAUGUGUCUAUAUCUAACGUUGAUAUCGACUUUCGCGCGGGGCAGAAUAAUAGGCCUGUGGGCACGUGUCUUGCGUUCGACCACGCGACGGAUGGCGUCGAAGUGCGUAAUGUAACGUGUAGGCGAGCGUUCAUGGGCGCGCAAAUCCAAUUCGACACGAUGCUUAACUCUGCGCCUUCGUCUGCGACCACCAACCUCACUGGUUUCGCGCAGAACAUUCUCGUUUCAAACUUCACCUUCGCGGGGGACCAUGCUACGGGUGUGGAAAGCUGGUGGACUCUCUCUAGAAAGGUUAUUCGAAAUGUGAUCUGGGAAUGGGUUACGGUGGAGGAAGGCACGCCAGCGGACUUUGAAGCGUGCUAUGCGAGCCAGAGGAAUUCGCAGUAUUAUCCGGCUUGCGUGAAACAGGCGAGUUAUGAUGCGGAGGUGGUGUUUAGGCAUUAUAGGGGGAAGGUGGGGACGCCGCCGAGUGAUCCGAAUUGGGGGGAGUUUAAUAAUGAGCUGAUGGAGGUGAAGAGUGUAUUUGAGGAUUGGGUUGCGGAUGCGUGA